AUGCCAUCUCCUUCUACCGACUCUCUACCUUCGCGGCCCUUUUCUUCACACUCGAUGUCGGGCACCAUUUUGAAGUUGAGAGCAGAAGACCACCGGUUUAGUCAUUCGGAACCGGGUGCAGAUCCGGACCCGGAAAAUGUAACAGCCGAGAAGCCUAAGAAAAUGGCGGUGCUGGAUUUAGGCAACGGUAGCGAGGUUCUGCACAUGCCGCGAUUCAUUUCGUACCAAGAUUCAUGGAGGUAUUUUGAUUACCUGGAUAAGAACAUACCUUGGACCCGACCCACUAUCCGCGUCUUUGCCCGGUCGCAUGUUCAGCCCAGGGAUAUGUGCUAUGUUGCGAACGAAGGAUCGACUCAACUCGGUUACAGUGGGUUUCAACCUCAUGCUUAUUCCUGGGAUGAAUUUCCACCCUUGAAGGACAUUCUUGAUUUGGUCCACAGGGUUCUUCCUGGGAGCAGUUUCAAUAGCUUGCUCUUAAAUAGGUAUAAUGGAGGUGAUGAUUACGUGGGUUGGCAUGCUGACGAUGAGAAGCUUUACGGACCCACUCCUGAAAUUGCUUCUGUUUCAUUUGGAUGUGAACGUGAUUUUCUCUUGAAGAAGAAGCCAUGUAAAGCAGUUAAGAAGUCAGCCACAGGAAACGAGGGCGAACCUCCCAGAAAACGAUCAAAGAAUGUGAACAAUGGCGAUCAACAUGCGUUCUUGUUGAAGCACGGUUCCCUGCUGGUAAUGAGGGGCUACACCCAAAGGGAUUGGCUCCACUCAGUCCCGAAACGCGCGAAAGCACAGUCGGUACGGAUUAAUCUCACUUUCAGACGCAUUUUGAGUUAA
Striga hermonthica is the source of this 828-nucleotide messenger RNA. Lineage: Eukaryota; Viridiplantae; Streptophyta; Magnoliopsida; Lamiales; Orobanchaceae. The record is from the annotation of a GenBank genome assembly.